AUGACUACCUCGAACGGCCAUGCCUCGAAAUCUCAGCAGGCGACACAGCGCCGCAUCGAAUACCAUGAGGCCGACAUUGUGAUCGUCGGUGCUGGUAUUCUGGGUUGCGCUCUGGCCGUCGCCCUCGGAAGACAAGGAAGAAGUGUUCUGCUUUUGGAGAGUUCCAUGAAGGAGCCCGAUCGCAUUGUUGGCGAACUGCUACAACCCGGUGGCGUGCAAGCCUUGGAACAACUUGGCCUGCAAGAUUGCCUCGAUGAGAUCGACGCGAUUCAAGUUAAGGGUUAUUAUGUUAGUUAUCAUGGAGACCCUGUCCAGCUCGAAUACCCCAAGGCCACCCCCUCAUCGCCCGCCCCCCUGGGAAAAGCGUUCCACCAUGGCCGCUUCGUGAUGAAAUUAAGGGAGGCGGCGCUCGACUGCCCCAACGUCACGGUCGUUGAGACCACAGCAACUGCUCUCGUGACCUCUUCUACAAACCCUUCACAGGUUCUUGGUGUGGAGUGCAUCACCAAUGAUCUCAAGGACUGCUAUUUCGCCCAGCUCACCGUCGUCGCCGACGGCUACGCUUCCAAAUUCCGCAAAACGCACCACCCAUACACCCCCAAGCGCCGUUCAAAGUUUUGGGGCCUCGAAAUGAUCGAUGCGCAACUCCCGUCUCCCUGCUACGGCCACGUCCUUCUCAGCGACUGCCCACCCGUCCUCAUGUACCAGAUUGGCACCCACGAGACUCGCAUCCUGAUCGAUAUCCCUGAUAACUUGCCCGCCGCUUCUGUAAAGAACGGCGGAGUUAAAGGCUAUAUGAAAAACACUGUUCUCCCUUCUCUUCCCGAGGCAACCCAGCCCGCUUUCGCGGCUGCCCUCGAAAAAGGAAACUUGCGGUCGAUGCCGAACUCCUUCCUCCCGCCUUCAACCAAUAAGACGCCUGGUAUGAUGAUCUUGGGCGAUGCGCUGAAUAUGCGACACCCUCUCACUGGUGGCGGAAUGACAGUCGCACUGAACGACGUUUGCGUCAUUCGUGAGCUGCUUAGCCCCGAGGCUGUGCCUGACCUGGGCAACACCACCUUGGUCUUGAAGCAACUCGCCCGUUUCCACUGGGCUAGAAAGAACUCGUCCUCUGUUAUCAACAUUCUCGCGCAGGCCCUCUAUUCCCUGUUCGCCGCUGACGAUGUAAACCUCCGCGCCCUUCAGCGAGGCUGCUUCCGCUACUUCCAGAUCGGCGCCGUCGAUGGGCCCGUCGGUCUACUCGCCGGCCUCAUCAAACAACCUCUCGUCCUCUUCUCCCACUUCUUCACUGUCGCCUUCCUCUCCAUCUGGGUUCUCUUCCGCGACACUCCUUUGACCCACCUCAUCCUAUUCCCCUUCCGAUCCAUCAUGGUCUUCUGGACCGCCUGCGUUGUGAUUUUCCCAUACAUCUUCGCCGAGCUCCGGUCCUGA
Penicillium waksmanii is the source of this 1431-nucleotide messenger RNA. RefSeq names its product squalene monooxygenase erg1 (gene erg1). Lineage: Eukaryota; Fungi; Ascomycota; Eurotiomycetes; Eurotiales; Aspergillaceae. Gene Ontology annotation, cellular component: membrane; endoplasmic reticulum. The coding region runs from base 1 to 1431 and encodes 476 amino acids. The record is from RefSeq and is a predicted model, not a curated record. The transcript has 2 exons. Gene Ontology annotation, biological process: ergosterol biosynthetic process. Gene Ontology annotation, molecular function: squalene monooxygenase activity; flavin adenine dinucleotide binding.